Molecule: messenger RNA, 714 nt
Organism: Diatraea saccharalis (sugarcane borer)
Lineage: Eukaryota; Metazoa; Arthropoda; Insecta; Lepidoptera; Crambidae
Source: the annotation of a GenBank genome assembly
AUGUCACAAUUGUCCGACAUUGUGUCUGCACAAAAGAACUUGGAGGAGUGCUUCAUGAAGAAAAUGAAUGAUUUGGAAACUCAAAUUCAAAGUGCAGGUACGGGCAAGGAAACGGUGACUAGGGUGGCUGAGGAAUUCCGGACCUUCAGAGAAUUGGUCUUUAGCAUGUUGGGGCUGCUGCGUAAACAGAUUAAUCAGUGUUCCAAUCAAUUAGAUGCCGUUGAAACAAGGCACCGCCACAAGGCUUUGAUUUUUCUGGGAGUAGCAGAGUCCGAAUCUGAGAAUUGCAAGGAGACAGUGUUUGGCAUUCUCAAGACUAAGAUGGGGCUCAAAGACAUUUCAAAAUCCUCUUUGUCAGUGUGUCAUAGGCUUGGAGCGUCUACUGGUCAUGAACAUCAUCGGCCUGUUUUAGUGAAAUUCUCAGAGUAUGAUGUUAAGUCCGCAGUCUGGAGGGCGAAAACGACUUUGAAGGGGACUAAUAUCUCGGUGAAGGAGUUCCUCACUAAAUAUAGGCAAGAGGUCUUCAAUAAUGCUCGGGUCCAUUUUGGUGUGCGGUCUUGUUGGACUCAGGACGGUGUCAUACACAUUAAAACCUCUGAUAAUGAGCGGCAUAAGGUUGUGAAGAGAGAUGACUUAAACAGCCUAAUAGCCAGGUUUCCAAGAGAGUCGUCAUCGGUUGGUAGCCGUCCGGGUCCUGCAAGAAGGAAUAAGUAA